Coprinopsis cinerea okayama7#130 is the source of this 922-nucleotide messenger RNA. RefSeq lists its product as hypothetical. The record is from RefSeq and is a predicted model, not a curated record. The coding region runs from base 1 to 912 and encodes 303 amino acids. The transcript is spliced from 6 exons. NCBI's taxonomy places the organism in Eukaryota, Fungi, Basidiomycota, Agaricomycetes, Agaricales, Psathyrellaceae.
AUGCCAGAGGUGCUUGGGUUCAGAAUUUCUGUUGAAAUGGAGGGUCGCGAAUUGCCAGAGUACAAGGAAGAAGUCGACUAUUCGUCAGGGAUACCCGUGGCCACUUGUUGGAUACCCUCAGAGGCAGGAAAGACAUUCCAGGUGAAUGUGCGCCCACCGCCAGUGCGCUCCUCGCACUGGUCGUUCGUCGUGUCCCUCGAUGGGAUGUGUGCCGUGAUGAGGAACACUCUUCUCUUCAGAGACGCCCCAAAUGACAGACUUUCGCUGGCGGAAGAAGUAAUUGGCAAUGGGCUGUCCCGAACUUUUAAAUUUUCGAACAUCCAGCUUACAGAUGACGAUUCCAUGCUGAAUUCCCGUGCUGCGGAUAAAAUAGGGGAGAUUGGACUCAGCCUCAGCAGUGUGACAGGGUGCAUCCCCAUCUUCAACCCCAGAUACUCGAAUUUGCAAGCUGCGGGUCGGAUGCAUGAAAAGUCGAAGAAGGGGCUUGCUCAUUGCGUCCAGCCAGGCGAGGUUCGUCAGACUGGACAGCUCAGUUGGUACCAGACGUUUGGCCAGCAGCAUGAAGCAACGAUUCUGUUCAAAUACAGGAACUUGGAUAUCCUCGUUGCUCAAGGUAUCGCUCCGCGACAUGCCCUCCCGGAGCCAAACCGACAGCCCUCUCCCCCGCCUAGAGCGCCUGCAGCGCAAAGGAACGCGUCGGCCGGUCCGUCCAACCCCAGGAAGCGGAAGUCAUCGCCUAUCAGGAUUGAAAUAGAUAUUGACGAAGAGAUACGGCUGAUUGAAGAGGAAAAGGAGUUGGAGGCUCGACUUGCCGCCAUACGCGCGAAGAAACGUGCAAAGACGGUGAAGGUUGCGGUCAAGUCGGAGGCGCGGUCUAAUUUCGUCCCUGGCGAGGUUAUUGACCUCACCUGACAGACGUCGA